Molecule: messenger RNA, 2489 nt
Organism: Anolis carolinensis (green anole)
Lineage: Eukaryota; Metazoa; Chordata; Lepidosauria; Squamata; Anolidae
Product: ankyrin repeat domain-containing protein 35
Exons: 13
Coding region: 156-1994 (612 amino acids)
Biological process (GO): protein localization to ciliary inversin compartment
Cellular component (GO): ciliary inversin compartment
Molecular function (GO): protein binding
Source: RefSeq, a predicted model, not a curated record
UUGGGAAUCGUCCUUCAGCAGAAGACGAAGAGGUUUCCCAGGAUAUCGGAUAGAUUAAUUAGACAUUCAGAAAGUCUCAGUGAGAAGUCCUUGAGAUCCAGGUGUCCAAGGCACAAUCUUAUUCUUCUUGGUUGGGCCUGAGCUUAUAUUCAGUGAUGUUUACUCAAGAUCACCAGAGCGGACAACGUUCCUGGAGAUUCAAGCUCUCGUUUCGGCCCUCAUGUUUCAAGUCUCCUGACAAUGUUCCUUUCGAGAGCUGGAACAAACAGGACCAGAAGCUCCUUGACGCCGUGGAAAAAGGGGAUGUGGGCAGGGUCUCUGCCCUGAUGGCCAAGAAGGCAGCCAAGCCCACCAAACUCAAUGCGCUCGGCCAGUCGGCGUUCCAUUUGGCAGCCUCCAAAGGCCUCAUCGAAUGCCUCACCAUACUCCUAAUGAAUGGGGCCCAAAUCAACGACACAAACAAUGAUGGCAGCACAGCCUUGCAUCUCGCCACCAUUGCCUGCCAACCUCAAUGCGUCAAAGUCCUGCUGCAGCAUGGAGCGAACAAAGUCUGCGUUGAUGGGAAUAACCGAAUGCACCUCCAUUGGGCAGCCUUUUCUGGAUGCGCCUCCAGCAUCUUGCUCCUUUGCGACCAAGAAGCCUUCCUCGAUGUCAUGGAUAAUAACGGACAGACGCCUUUAAUGAUCGCUGCGCAAGGAAACCAGGCUUCCAUUUGCUCCCAUUUGCUCCAAAGAGGUGCAAAGGCCAACCUCAUUGAAAAAGAAGGGAAUACAGCCCUGAUCCUGGCUUGUCAACAAGGCCACUUGGAAGUGGCGGAGCUCCUCCUGCAAAACGGGGCCGAUGUCUCCAUCGCAGACAAAACGGGACUUGACGCCCUCCACUAUUCUGCGCAGAACAAGAACAAAAAUCUGCAGCGCUUGGUCCAGAACGCUCUUCAGCAGCAGAAGAAAAAAGAUCUUUCCUCCGAGACCGUCUCCCAGAUCCCAUUGGAGAGCGGGAAACAGACUGAGGUGAGCAGUCUCAGCCUCAACCUCAAUGGUCAGAACAACAACAGAGACAACGAAAAAGAUGACAGCAAGGAAGAAGACCCAGAGCUGAAAGGGUGGAAGAGCCGGUACCAAGAGAUAAAGCUCAAGGUGAUCCAUCUGGAGUUGGUGCUGGCCCAGAAGGAGAGGGAGUGCGAGGCCCUUUCAGAAAGAAGCAAGACCAUGAAGGAACGAGUGUGGGACCAGGUCCAGGAGAUCAACGAGCUCCUUCAAGACAGAGACGGCAAGAGCCGCAGAUGGAAUGAGCUGAGUCAGCAAUACAGCCUGGACAACAUGGACGAGGACUACUAUCUCAACUUCUUGGCCGAACAAGUGAAAGAACUCAAGAGGAGAAAGGAGAGAACAGAGAAGGAGAAAGCAGAGGAGAAAGGGUCUUCUCAGGAGCAAAUGAGCCAACUUAGAGAGAUCCAAUGGCCAGGAGUGGAGACUGUCUCAAAGCUGGACAACGUGGCAAAGAAGCAGGUCUUGGCCGAGGAGCUGGCCACGCUCCCAGAUAAAUUUGAGGAGGCCAGGGGCGAAGCCAAGCACAGGGCGGAGGCUCUUGAGAGCGUGGCGCAGAUAAAGGAAAUGGCGGAGCGCAAGGAGGAAGUGGAGUUACUGAGUGGCAAGUCCACGAGGACGGAGAACACCACGAGGAUGGAGAACAUCGAGAGCCUGGGCAAGAAGGUGGAGGAGGGGAUAAAGGAGAUGGCGGAGAUGGUGGAGAAGGUGAAGGAGCUCUCCAAGGUUGAGCAAGAGAAGGAAGCCAAGCUCAAGAAGCUUUUCAGUGAAAUUCUGAACCUCCAGAGUGAACGCACCUGCCCCUGGCUGCAUUACAAGGAUAUCCAGAAAAACCACAAAGAGAUUGUGGCCAUCUACCAAACUCAUCUGCUCAAUGCGGCCCAGGGUUUCAUAGACGAAGAGGUGUAUGAGCUGCAACAACGGAUCCCAAGGACGAAUGACGACUGAUGGGUGGAAAAUAAAAUAAGAGUCAGGGCAAUAUACAACAUUAUUAUAAUAUGUAUAUAUUGUGUACGAAAUGGCUAUGAGUCUUUGAAACAUAUGUGGAUUUCAUAUUAAGAUUAGUUGGCAUUCAUUGAGAUUUAGGAACAACAUAUUAUUUUUAGGUCUUCUGUUCCUAAUCUUUGCGUCUCUAUCUGGUAGAUUUUUGUCUCUUCAAUUUCAUCAUAAUUUCUGUAUCAUCUUCCUCUGUUAGACUCUUAUUUCUAUCUUUUUCAUUUUCAGAUAUUUAUGUAUCCUUUGAGCUUUUUCCAGUCAGUUCUUUUCAUGGGUCUGCCUGAAUUCCUCUUCAUUAAGAAAUUUAAUUGGUCCAUAUUCCUUAUGUCCAGCAUUUUUUCAAGCCAUUGUUCUUUUGUCGGUGUUUCUUCAGUCUUCCAGUUUCUUGCAAAGAUGUUGUUGCUGCCGUUGUUAAAUAUGUAAAUAAAAUGUCUCUGUUUUGAUUGA